Solanum dulcamara is the source of this 828-nucleotide messenger RNA. Its product is annotated as putative disease resistance protein At3g14460. The record is from RefSeq and is a predicted model, not a curated record. NCBI's taxonomy places the organism in Eukaryota, Viridiplantae, Streptophyta, Magnoliopsida, Solanales, Solanaceae. The coding region runs from base 1 to 828 and encodes 275 amino acids. The transcript has a single exon.
AUGCACAAUCUUAUUCAUGAUCUCACGAAAGAAGUUGCAGAUAGAGAGUUCUUAAGUAUCAGUACAACUGAAGAUACAGAAGUUGUACCAGAACAAACUCUCCAUGCUUCUUGUUUAUUCCAGAUCGAUGGUUCAUCGGUAUUUCCCAGUGACUUCUAUAGGAAGCAUAUCAAGUUGCGGACAUUUAUUUACCUAAAUGGUUCCCCAUACAGUGUCAUGAACAAUUCAACCUUGGAGAGAAUGAUUUCAAGUUUUGAACGUUUGCGCGUUCCACAUCUAUGUCAGCUGCAGAUAGAACUUCUGCCUCAAUCUUUAGGUGGACUGAAGCAUCUAAGAUAUCUUGCUAUUUGUUCUGAGAGCAUUGUUACUUUACCAAAUUCCAUCACAAAAUUGCAUAAUUUACAAAUUUUAAAGUUGGUUAAUUGCAAUAAACUCAAAAAGUUGCCAAGAGAUAUUUGGAGAUUGGUGAGCCUUCGACGUUUGGUAUGUAGAUUCUGCCACUCAUUAACCCAUCUUCCAUCAGGACUUUGGCAGUUGGCAGGUCUCAUGCAUUUGGAUUUUUAUUAUUGCUUAUCCCUGGAAGAUAUGCCACCUGGAAUUGACCAAUUGACGUCUCUACGGACAUUGACAAGUUUUAUCAUAGGCAAAGAAAGUUGCAUAUCUGGUCUGGCAAGUGACAAGUUGAAUGAACUAAAAGGCCAUGUUGAUCUCAGAAGUAGAUUAACCAUUAAAUUCAUGGGACGAGCCCAUGCAAUUGGAGAAAGAACACCGACAGAUGUAGUGAAUGUGGAAACCAUGAGGAUGAUGAUACUGGAGCUGAUCCGAUAA